This is a messenger RNA of Microdochium trichocladiopsis, 1413 nucleotides long. RefSeq lists its product as uncharacterized. The transcript has a single exon. The record is from RefSeq and is a predicted model, not a curated record. NCBI's taxonomy places the organism in Eukaryota, Fungi, Ascomycota, Sordariomycetes, Xylariales, Microdochiaceae. The coding region runs from base 59 to 976 and encodes 305 amino acids.
AUCAGCUACUAGGCCCCUAUUCCCCGCCUUCGCAUCCCACAGUCCUGCAGCCAGCGUCAUGUCUACCUAUCCUGACGCCGCUCUCGACCCGUCAUACGAAUUGGAUGCCCCUCGACCGAGAUUAGGACACGAACGUGGCUUUCGCGAGCCGCGCUUCGAAUGCGAUCCGGAGCCAGUCCGGCCCCUGCGCAGUAGGCUCAUUGGCCUCAUUUGUAAAGGUCGAUCGAAGGCACACAAACCUGGAUUGUGGGGAUUUUGCAUUGUCCGGACUUGCUACGACAACGACGACCAGUUCCAGCAUGCUCUCGCCGUCAUCGACGCAGCAGUAGCCUAUAGCAGUGCCGAAGAAGCACGGUGCACAGAGCGUACUAUCAGCGAAAUCAAAACGAAGAGAUGGCCGGAGUUCCAGAAGAGAGACUGGGAGCUAGACCGUGCAACCAUACCGGACCACUGCGAUCCACGGCCAAACCAGGAGCUGCUAGCACGGUAUAGCAACGACAUUCUACAGGACCGUGAGCACCUCGCGGGCGCCGACGACGCAAAAGUCCGCGAGUACUUCGAUACGUGGGUCCUAUCUCGUGGCGAGCCGAGAAACCGUCUCGCCUUCCCGCGAUAUGACGCUUGUUUCGUACUCGACGCGGACACCCUUAGGCGACUCGCCACUGUAGAUACGGCGAAUAUUGAGGCGGUUGUACGGCCAUCCCUUUCCAAACCACCACCGUGCUGGCUUAAGGUCAUGGAGCGCCAGAUACAAGAACUUUACUACCCCAUGCACAUACCGCAGCACGACGAGCCCAAGCGCCCUCUUCCAAGUACGUGGCGCCUCGGACUGUUUGAUGGGGCCUAUGAUUUGGUCGAUUAUUGGUGGACUCGCUUCGAAGCAGAGCCUGACUUUGAAAUCCGACCGUAUCUCCGCAACCUUGGGGAUCCUGAUCCCGACGCCCGCUAUUAUAGUGAUCCAUCUUUCUCUUUCUAGCAAAUCAAACCAGACAUGUGACGGCCGGGACCAACAGGGGAUUUUUUGGGCCAGAAGACAGGACAAACAAGGCCGUAGCAACAGGCCAUGGACAAGGGCGGGGGCUAGCCAUCGGCAAUAGCCGAGACAAUGAUAGUGUUGAUAAAGCAGAAGAUAGGACGCUUCGCCUGUGGAAACGUGCAUAUUGUUCUAUAUUACUUUAGCUGGGAGACACAGACGAGAACGCCCUCAUCAUAGUGCAGACUCACGGCUGCGGCUUCCGAUCCUCUCCCUUGUGAUGUAUCAGCUUCAAUAGCAUUCCUAGGACGGGUUUCCCGGUUACUGGAUCCCUGACGAUCAUCAGGUUGAUAUCCUCGUAGUACAGGCACUUCGGGCGGCCUCUUGCAGUCUUUUCUGUGUUAAGAGAUCUCUGAUCUUCUUCGAAUCCUCAUCGAGGU